Leptidea sinapis is the source of this 2219-nucleotide messenger RNA. It is a transcript of the gene JTBR, whose product is annotated as protein JTB. The record is from RefSeq and is a predicted model, not a curated record. The coding region runs from base 151 to 636 and encodes 161 amino acids. The transcript is spliced from 5 exons. Gene Ontology annotation, cellular component: midbody; cytoplasm; membrane. NCBI's taxonomy places the organism in Eukaryota, Metazoa, Arthropoda, Insecta, Lepidoptera, Pieridae. Gene Ontology annotation, biological process: mitotic cytokinesis.
CUUUACAGCAUUACAGCAACAUUAUAGUUUACACUACGUUAAGUAGUUGGCACGUUCAGAUUUCAAUUAUUUAUUGAAUAUAUUUUGAAAAUUAUUUUUUAUAUAUAUUUUUCUAAAUUGUAAGAUACCUAGUACAUUUAAGAUUUUACAAUGAUAGAAACAUGUUCGAAGAAAUGCAUGUUGUUUGGCACAGUGUCAUUAGGAGUGCUUACAAUUGUUGUUCUUAUCUUAGAAUCACAACUUGCCAACACACUAUCAGGAAGUCAACGGAAAAAUAAGACUUUUCCAACUGAAAAUAAUUCAACAUGCUGGAUCAGUCAACCCUACACUGUUAUUAGUGAAUGCCAUCCUUGUUCAGAAUUUGAAAUAAGGAGCAAAAGUAUUGGUGUUUGCAUACACACCAAUUUUAAAGAAAUAUUGAAGUGUGAAAAUGGGGAAACUGUCACAAGAAGCUGUGACAGGGUUGCCUAUUUAGAAGAAAAGGCAUUUUGGAAAUUUACAAUUUGGUCAUUUUUGCUUGGUUCAGUCUCAUCAUUAUCUGUUAUGUUAAGGAAGAGAGUUUUAAAUCAUAGAGCAAAAAGGAGGGCAAGACAAGUUCUUAAUAUUUUAUUACAAACCGAUUGUAGGUGGUGGUAGGGAGUCUAAGCUGCACACAAAAAUACAAAGUUUAUGGGACAUGUUAAUCUCUGGAACUACUCGGCAGACUUUCAUGAAACUUUCACUCAUGCCUUCAGCAUAAUUUGGAGCAACAUUUAGGCUCCAUUUUAUGAAGUUAUGUAAGUUGGCAUACAAACAAGUUAGUUGGUUUACAAGGUUGGUUAACAAGAGGUUUGGACAACAUAAUAUAGGCAAUAUACAUGUCCACAUGGACAAUGUCACAGGCAGCGGCCAGUUUUAUUUUUUAUUUUAUUUAUUCGGGUCAACAAACAGUAGCAAGCAGUGCUUAGAAAAAAAUCAGUAAUAAUAUAAUACAGUAAUACUACAUACAUGCUACCCACUAUGUCAACCACAUAAUUAUUAAUUAAUACUUAAUUACAAAAGUUACAUGUAUGAAUAUAAGUGUAGAUAUAAAAAAUAUAUUCGUUUAGUUUUAUUCUUAUUAUUCUACAGGUUUAGUCUAAUAUAGUAAUAUUCUUCUUAAGAUAAUCCAUGACCAGCUUUUUGAAAGAGCCCACACGAGUGGAAAAAAUUUCAAUAUUGCCAAAGCACGCAUUAUAUGAGUGUGUCAUUCUCCAUAGUGGUGAGCGCUCGCCAGAAUUUGUACAACAUUUUAUAGUAGCAAAAAGUUUGUGUUUGAUUAUUGCGUACAUGACUUCUAACUGGUAUUUUGUAACAGAGUUUACGAGUUAAAGAAAUACAGUCGUAUUUAUUAUGGCACAGAUCAAAUAAGAGCAUAGCUUCAAGUUGUUUGCGCCUUGACUGCAAGUCAAGUAUACUAUAUUUUUCAAGAAGCUGGUCAUAAGGAAGGUAGCUUCCCGUACAUUUAUAGUGCAUCGUUCGUAAAAAAAAAUUCGGUACAGUUUCUAUUCUCUUAACAUAUUUAUUACAAUGGGGAUUGCAGAUACAAACAGCAUAUUUGAGUUGUGAGCGAACCAGUGAUUUAUACAAAUUUAGAUAUGUAGCAACUCUAUUGAAAUUAGUACCGGUCCGCAUUAUAAAUCCAUACAUUUUAAAAGCUUUAUUCACAAUGUUUUGUGUAUGUUUGUCUAAAUGUAACUUACUAUCCAAUGUUAUUCCGAGAUCUUUAAUAUUUGUCUGGACUCUCUCCAUAUUAAUAUAACAAUAUAAUCUGUUUUGAAGGGUGAAUAAAAUUAGUUGUUUGUUAUGAAAAUAAUAUUUUCAAUAAUUCACUUAUUACUUUAACAUUAACACUGUUACCUAACAAUCUAUAACAUUGUUUGUUUGUAAUAUUAUCUGGAAACUCAUAAUCAUUGGGAAAAGCCAUUAUAGCUAAAACUUCCUUUGGUGUAAAUAGCCUUAGUUUUAAAGACCUUAAGUUUUCAAUGAAUUCUGCACUACCAGGUGGGUAUCUAUUUGCCUCUUCAUAACAUUCUUUUACUUUAUCUAAACUUGCUUCAGUAAACACAGAUCCAGUACCAUCAAUGUAAUGUGAAUAUGCUUUGGUAAAACAGCACGACCUUCUGGAUUCUUUAUUGCAUAUAUCAAGUACUUUACCCCAUUUUAAAAACUUAUCUUGCAAAAUAAAUGAUUCCAAUUCA